AUGCUUUCCGAAUCCGAAGCACAGCAAAUUUAUCGAUCAGCCAUUCAUUUUGACGGUUUGAAUAUAGCCAAUUGGUCAAGGGAUAUCUUCGAGGCCUGGAAUAAAGGUGGCAUCACCGGAGUUUCCUGCACUUGCGGGUUGUGGGAGGGAUUCAGGCAAUCAAUUGCCAAUGUCGUGCAGUGGAAAAAGUGGUUUGAGGAGCACUCCGACUUAAUCGUCCAGGCACAUACAGUGGUGGACAUCCGUCAAGCCAAGAAGGACGGGAAGACGGCUGUUCUACUCUCUUGGCAGAACACAGCUGGCAUUGAAGACCAACUGGAUUAUUUGCGCAUAUUCCGCGACCUAGGCGUGCGGAAAAUGCAACUUACAUACAACACACAGAAUUAUUCGGGUGCCGGCUAUACCGAGCUGAACGAUUCUGGGCUGACCGGAUUCGGACGCGAAGUGGUUGAUGAGAUGAGCAAACUUGGAAUCGUGCUUGACUUGAGCCACGUAGGACCUAGAACCAGUGAAGACGCCAUUAAUUACUCUAGUAAACCACCAUGUUUCUCACAUGUAUUACCUGCGGGGCUCAAAGACCACCCUCGCAAUAAGUCUGAUUAUCUCAUUAAGCUUAUUGGGUCAAAGGGUGGUUUUGUUGGUCUUUCGCAGUUUGGACCACAUAUGGCAAAAGGCAAUGAUAGUACUAUCGACGACUAUGUUGCUGCGUUGGAUUAUGUUAUUGAUUUGAUUGGGGAAGAUUUGGUUGGUGUCGGCUCUGAUUCAAGUGAGGGCCAUGGCCGGCCGAGUGAAUUCAUGGCUUGGUGUAACAAGGACAAGGGAUAUGCAAGGCCGGAGCGCGGAAAGCUGGCAGAAGCUAUGGCUAGAGCAGGCUGGUCUGAAACGAAGAUGCGUAAAGUUCUUGGUGAAAAUUGGCUUAACUACCUUGAAAAAAUUUUUGACGAGUGA
This is a messenger RNA of Talaromyces stipitatus ATCC 10500, 948 nucleotides long. RefSeq names its product microsomal dipeptidase, putative. Bases 1 to 948 code for a protein of 315 amino acids. Gene Ontology annotation, biological process: proteolysis. NCBI's taxonomy places the organism in Eukaryota, Fungi, Ascomycota, Eurotiomycetes, Eurotiales, Trichocomaceae. Gene Ontology annotation, molecular function: metallodipeptidase activity. The transcript has 2 exons. The record is from RefSeq and is a predicted model, not a curated record.